Molecule: messenger RNA, 1388 nt
Organism: Xiphias gladius (swordfish)
Lineage: Eukaryota; Metazoa; Chordata; Actinopteri; Istiophoriformes; Xiphiidae
Gene: tecra
Product: trans-2,3-enoyl-CoA reductase a
Exons: 11
Coding region: 178-1206 (342 amino acids)
Biological process (GO): very long-chain fatty acid biosynthetic process
Molecular function (GO): oxidoreductase activity, acting on the CH-CH group of donors
Source: RefSeq, a predicted model, not a curated record
CUAUUCCGAGAGUCCAAAAGACACCAAAGAAGACACACUUGCGUUGGACUGGCAGUUCUGCUGAGCGAGGGAGAGCUCCGGGGGCUGCUGUCACUUACCAGUGGAGGACAACCAGCUACAGUGGACGUAUCACAGGUUAUUACAACAGGCUACUGAAGCUCGGGAUCAAACAUUACCAUGGAUGUACUCGCCUUAGAGGCAAAGAAUGUGAAUGGAGCAGAGCCCGAGAAGAAAUCUGCACCGAGGCCCAAACCGAAACCUCCCAAGAAGCCCAAAAGGACCGUUUACUUUGAGGUGGAGAUCGUGGACUUAAAGACCAAGGAGAAACUCUUACUGCUGGAUAAGGUGGAGCCAACAGCUACUAUUUUGGAUAUUAAAGCUCUGUUUCACAAAUCGUAUCCAAAGUGGUAUCCAGCCAGACAAUCCCUGCGUUUGGAUCCAAAGGCCAAGUGUCUCAGGGACGAGGACAUUCUCCAGACACUUCCUGUGGGAACCACAGCCAGCUUUUACUUCAGUGACCUAGGACCCCAGCUCACAUGGGGAACUGUGUUCCUGACAGAGUGUGCAGGUCCACUGAUCAUCUACUUAAUGUUCUACUUCCGCCUUCCCUUCAUCUACUCUCCGAAGUAUGACUUCACCAGCAGCAAGCAGUGGGUCGUACACUUGGCCUGCAUGUGUCACUCCUUCCACUACAUCAAGAGGAUUUUGGAGACACUGUUUGUCCAUCGUAUCUCCCAUGGGACCAUGCCUCUAAGAAACAUCUUUAAGAACUGUGGCUAUUACUGGUGCUCCGCAGCUUGGAUGGCCUACUACAUUAACCACCCUCUCUAUACCCCUCCCUAUUAUGGGCAGCAACAGGUGAAUACAGGACUUUACAUUUUCUUGUUCUGUCAGGUGGGGAAUUUUUCCAUCCACGUUGCACUUCGUAACCUCAAACCUCCAGGUUCAAAAACCAAGAAGAUUCCUUACCCAACGAAAAACCCAUUCACGUGGAUUUUUUGGCUGGUCUCUUGUCCGAACUACACAUAUGAGCUGGGCUCCUGGAUCGGCUUCACGUUAAUGACCCAGUGUGUGCCUGUGGCUUUUUUCACUCUCGUGGCUUUCAUCCAGAUGACCGUGUGGGCCAAAGGCAAACACCGCAGCUACUUAAAGGAGUUCAGAGAUUAUCCAACCCUGCGCUCCUCCAUACUCCCCUUCAUCCUGUAGAGCCCAGCAGAGAAAAACAAAGGUUGCUACACACAUCCAACUUCUCACUGACUGGGUCUUUUUUUUUUUUUUUCGAAGGGCCCCUCCAUCCAUUCGGAUGUCAGAAAGUGUGUACUGAGAUUAACAGCAUGGAUACAUUUUGGUCACAUGAACUACAUGUAACAUUUUCUUGCGUGUCACUC